Daphnia magna is the source of this 950-nucleotide messenger RNA. RefSeq lists its product as uncharacterized. The record is from RefSeq and is a predicted model, not a curated record. Lineage: Eukaryota; Metazoa; Arthropoda; Branchiopoda; Diplostraca; Daphniidae. The transcript is spliced from 3 exons. The coding region runs from base 73 to 828 and encodes 251 amino acids.
AUCUAGUUUUUAGAAGCAUGCAGCCAUUACAAUUUACUUGUUAAUGGCGUUUCUCUGCAUGCACGUCCGAUAAUGCCUAAAUUGAAAAUGUGCUUUCUUUGUGGUGUGAUUGACCAGGAAAACGACAAAUCUUUGUUUGUCGUUCCAUCAGGAAAAUUGGCGGAAUGGCAAAAACAAAUUGUCAAACCUGGGUUGACAAAAUCAUCAAAGUUGUGUGAGGCACAUUUUGACAAAAGUGAAAUUCACAAAGGACAUCAAAUAGGCAACGAAUAUGUUCCAGCAGCCAGAAACCGUUUGCUGACGAAACAAGUGGUACCCACAAAAAAUUUGGAAGGUAUAGCAACCUUUAAACGUACCAGAAAUGCCUUAAAGCCACGUAUCCUUAACGAUAGCUCAACAGCAGGUCUAUCAUUAAUUUCUUCCGAUGAAUGCCUUGCCGAUGCUGUCAUCCCUGCUGUUGCAGCUGAACCAAAGGUUGCAUCAAACGAAGGAAUACUAAUACAAACUAGGAACAAACUAAGGAAUACUAAUUCAAACUGCAAAGGUUGCAAGAAAUACCUCUCCAUGACUUGUCGCAAGAGGACAGGACAUUUUCAAUCUAAGAUUCAUUACUACGUUAGGGACAGCUACCAAAUUGUUAUGUCAAAGAUCUCAAAGUUAAGUUUAAUUAAUAUUACUUGUGAAAAACAUCAACAUGUUUUACCUCAUCUAGUCUUCGAAUAUCUUCAAAUUCGUUUUUACUUUGAAAGUAAACGAGUCCGUAAUCGUGAAUUGUCUAAGUCAAAUUCCAGGGGAAAGGCUUUUGGAAAACACGCUAGGCUUAUUUGAUACUUAUCAUUCUUUAACUUUCCCGUUCUAUCUUUUUGUUUGUUUAUCUUUGUAAUAACGAUUACUGCCAAUAUUACAUACCAUUUGCAAUACAGAAAACAAAUAAAGAUCUACUCACUGUG